AUGGGUGAACUGCUACAGUGUGCGCUGGGCCACUUGUGUCCAAGAUGUCUUCACUGCUGGCAAGCUUUUGGCCCUGGCCCUUAUCAUAAUCAUGGGUUUUGUCCAGAUAUGCAAAGGAAUCUCCCACAUGCGAUCUUCAUCUCCAUCCCUGUGGUCACCUUUGUUUAUGUGUUCACCAACGUGGCCUAUGUCACAGCCAUGAGCCCCCAGGAGCUGCUAGCCUCCAAUGCUGUGGCAGUGACAUUUGGAGAGAAACUACUAGGAGUAAUGUCAUGGAUCAUGCCUAUCUCUGUAGCGCUGUCCACCUUCGGGGGAGUCAAUGGCUCCGUGUUCACGUCGUCGCGGCUGUUUUUUGCCGGUGCGCGGGAAGGCCAUCUACCACGUCUGCUGGCCAUGAUUCAUGUGAAGUGCUGCACUCCCAUCCCAGGCUUACUGUUUACUUUGAUCUCCACUCUGCUGAUGUUGUGCACCAGUGACAUUUACACCCUCAUAAACUAUGCGGGUUUCAUCAACUACCUCUUCUACGGCGUCGCUGUCGCCGGGCAGAUUGUGCUGCGCAUCAAGGAGCCCAACAUGCAUCGACCCAUCAAGGUGAGUCUGGUGUGGCCAGUCAUCUACCUGCUGUUCUGGGCCUUCCUACUGAUCCUCUCCCUCUACCCUGAGCCUGUAGUCUGUGGUGCUGGUCUGGCCAUCAUGAUGACCGGCGUCCCUGUUUAUUUUCUCGGAGUCUACUGGGAAAACAAGCCAAAGUGUUUUGAUGCUGCUACAGGUAAGGCAACAUUAUAGUGGUGGUGUUACUUUAUGGCUUCAUUUUGGGACUGUUUAGGGACUAUUAGACUCCACGCUACAGAGCCCUCAAAACACAUUCAAGUGAACUUCAAUGCAGAUGUUAUAGGGUUAAAGCAGUUUUCAUUCUAAAAAAAACAUUCACCUUGUCUUUAUUUUCCAUCUGUAUCCAGGUAAAGUGACGUAUCUAUGCCAAAAGCUCUGCUUGGUGGUUUACCCAGUAACGGAGGAGCUGAAAGACUCUCAAAAGAAAGAUAGAGAUGAGAAAGCUGGGGACACCAUG
This is a messenger RNA of Acanthochromis polyacanthus (spiny chromis), 1069 nucleotides long. RefSeq names its product solute carrier family 7 member 8b (gene slc7a8b). Gene Ontology annotation, cellular component: membrane. The coding region runs from base 1 to 786 and encodes 261 amino acids. NCBI's taxonomy places the organism in Eukaryota, Metazoa, Chordata, Actinopteri, Pomacentridae. Gene Ontology annotation, molecular function: L-amino acid transmembrane transporter activity; neutral L-amino acid transmembrane transporter activity. The record is from RefSeq and is a predicted model, not a curated record. The transcript has 6 exons. Gene Ontology annotation, biological process: neutral amino acid transport; amino acid transmembrane transport.